UGAAGUUGUAUCCAUUGAAGACAUGUUAAUGUUGGGGCCAUCCACUUGUUUCGGAUGCGUGAUUCAAUCUCUGGCUGGUAGCAGCCUCCAAGUGCAGAUUCCGCUUUCCUUUGCAUGCUUUACAGCUCUUACGUCACUGGGCUGGAGUCGCACACCCAUUUGGAACACGGGAUCUUGAGUACGCGCUUCUCUCUGGACCUUGCAAGAGGUCCUAAAAACUAGUGCGGCUUCACCUCCCUUCAACUUUGGUCGGCCUCCUGCUCCCCAACUUGUUUGUGGAUGGGAGGUACUGUGGGUGGCCCUGCGCUGUUGAAACAGCUCGCGGAGAUGUGGGGCCAACUGUGUGAAAUGUCGAGCGCCCGCAACGUGAAGCUGGACCUCAGCGACAGAGCGCGUGCUGCCCAAGGGCUAGUGGCCGCCUUGCUGGACCGCCUGCUUGAGGAUGCGCAAGGGAUGCCAGGAUUGCGUCGAAGCUUGGAUGCCGUUCUGAAGGAUCCAAAGAUUCGCACGACGUUGAGCAAAGAUCUCAACGUGCCGCUGCCGCCAGUAGAGGGCAAGCCCGAAGGCGUGGGGCGGGAAUGCUGGACGACUUGA
Molecule: messenger RNA, 594 nt
Organism: Cladocopium goreaui
Lineage: Eukaryota; Dinophyceae; Suessiales; Symbiodiniaceae
Source: the annotation of a GenBank genome assembly